GUUGCUAGGCUACAUUAAUUCGCCAAGCUAGUUCAUUCUAUUGGCUAUUUGAUCUUUGCAUAAACUCCUCCCAAUGCGCAUGUGCAAAAGCCACAUAAAACGAGAGACAUCCGCUAUCAUACAGCAGAGAGCGGUACUUUUCAGGUGAACAUAGCACCAACACGGUAACAGAACAUUAGAUCAUGCGAUUCCAACUUGCCAGUGGUGUUGGCGUCUGUCUGGUUUUAGCCUGCGUGGUAUUGGUACAGUCGAGAUAUCAUGAGGACCCGGCAGAGACCGAUGUAGCCAAACGUGACGACACGGCGUCCUCACCCCCGGCAGCUAAACGUGACGACACGGCGUCCUCCCCUCCGGCUGCAGCUAAACGUGACGACACGGCGUCCUCCCCUCCGGCAGCCAAACGUGACGACACGGCGUCCUCACCCCCGGCAGCUAAACGUGACGACACGGCGUCCUCCCCUCCGGCUGCAGCUAAACGUGACGACACGGCGUCCUCCCCUCCGGCAGCUAAACGUGACGACACGGCGUCCUCACCCCCGGCAGCCAAACGUGACGACACGGCGUCCCCUCCCCCGGCAGCUAAACGUGACGACACGGCGUCCUCCCCUCCGGCAGCCAAACGUGACGACACGGCGUCCUCUCCCCCGGCAGCCAAACGUGACGACACGGCGUCCUCCCCUCCGGCUGCAGCUAAACGUGACGACACGGCGUCCUCCCCUCCGGCAGCCAAACGUGACGACACGGCGUCCUCACCCCCGGCAGCCAAACGUGACGACACGGCGUCCUCCCCUCCGGCAGCCAAACGUGAUGACGCGGCGUCCUCCCCUCCGGCAGCCAAACGGGAUGACGACGGGAUUAAGCUCAGUCAGCUUAUCAAAAGGAGUUAUUCUGACGAGGCUUCAGAUACAGAUGCCGAUGAAGCUUCCGAAACAGAUGCAGAGGAUCCCGCAGACACCAAUCCCGAGGAACCCGAAGACGCUAAUCCCGAGGAACCCGAAGACGCCAAUCCCGAGGAUCCCGAAGACGCUAAUCCCGAGGAACCCACAGACACCAAUCCCGAUGAACAAACACAAGUUGACCCGGAUGAACCUAAUAAUGUUGACCAGGAUCAAGAUCAGCCUGCUCCCCCAUCAAAACAUUCAAAGGGUGAAAAGCCUUCUAAAGACAAGAAGGAAGGCCUGAUGGAUAAGGUGCUGCAAAUAGUGAAAGCAGGCAUAGAAAGCGGCAUGAAGGAGCUAGGAAAAUCCUAUGAAAAUGUGAAGAAGCUGGUUACUGAAACGAUGAAAGGGAUCACAGAGCAACUAGUUGGUGGGAAGAAAAAAUGAUUCAACUACUUCUGUUGGACCUGAUGUAGUUAUUUAUGUUUGAAAAAUUAAAUUGAAAGAAAUUAAAUUCUUAUAUCUGA
This is a messenger RNA of Physella acuta, 1405 nucleotides long. RefSeq names its product polycystin-1-like protein 3. The record is from RefSeq and is a predicted model, not a curated record. Lineage: Eukaryota; Metazoa; Mollusca; Gastropoda; Physidae.